Molecule: messenger RNA, 1797 nt
Organism: Rhincodon typus (whale shark)
Lineage: Eukaryota; Metazoa; Chordata; Chondrichthyes; Orectolobiformes; Rhincodontidae
Product: butyrophilin subfamily 2 member A1-like
Molecular function (GO): protein binding
Source: RefSeq, a predicted model, not a curated record
GUUUUGCUGUCCAUCCUGUGAAAGAUGUCAUGGAGAUCUUUAAUUCCUCUUCUUCUCAUCCUGCGAUCUUCAGUCGAUGGGAAGUUUAUAGUUACAACUUCAAAAGAGCCGAUCGUUGUCACAGUCGGCCAGGAUGUUGUUCUGGAAUGUCAGCUGAUCCCAGCGGAAGCUCCUGAGGAAAUGGAAGUGCGGUGGUUCCGAAAAGACUGGAACAACGUUGUCCAUAUGUACUGGAAGGGAAAGGAUGAUCCUAAGUUACAAAUGAAGGAUUAUUCUGGGAGAACAGCACUGUUCCACGAGCACUUUGCCAAUGGCAAUACCUCCCUCCUGUUGAAGAACAUUUCUGUGAAAGACAAUGGCACCUUCAGAUGUUUUGUCAUCUCCAAAGCUGAGGACGCUGAGGGAUCGGUUGAACUGAAAGUUGGAAGUGUGGGCCUUCAACCUGUGAUGAAGAUGGCUGGCUACAAGGGCAAUAGAAUCAAACUUGCGUGUGCAUCCGACGACUGGUUUCCAGAACCGAGCAUAGAAUGGUGGAACAGCAAGGGAGACAAACUGCCUGGAGCCUCCAAGAAACCGGUAAAGGACGCCAGGGGACUCUUGAAAGUGGAGAGCAGUCUCACUGUGGGUGAUAGUUCUGAUAACGUGUAUAAAUGCACCAUCACCAACACGCUGCUGAAGACAGGGCGAAAGAGCACCUUGCAGAUAUCAGGUGAAUUCUUCCCCGUGGCCUCUGGCUGGUCUCUGGCUUUCCGGAUAACUCUUUUUCUCCUGGAAGGAAUUUGUGUUGUUUUAUACUUCUAUCGGAAACAACAGAAACAACGUAAUCUAAUGAGAGAAUUUGAAAUACUGAUUGCGAAGCUCAAAAAGAAUAAUCUGUUAAAACAGAUCGAAAAUGAAAGGCAGCCUGCCAAAUUAGAAUCUGAGAAGCUGCUCCAUCUUAUUGAGUGGGACAAGAUGCUUAGAUGCGCAGCUUCAGUCACCCUGGACCCCGACACAGUGAACAGAAACCUGGACGUGUUGCUGGAUUGCCUGGCGGUGAAGGACAGUGGCAGGUGGCGCAACGUCACGGAGAACCCGAAACGCUUCGAGCGGUACCCGUUCGUCAUGGCCAGCGAAGGCUUCCAGUCAGGAAAGCAUUACUGGGAGGUGGAGGUGGGUGACUCCAAUAACUGGGACCUGGGCGUGGCCCGGGGCUUGGUGAGACGGAGCGGGCGCAUCGUUCUGGACGAAGAGAACGGAUACUGGGUCGUCGGGCGCUACUGGGACAAGUACGAGGUGAAAAACGCGGAGAAGACGGAGCUGAUCCUCCGCGAGAAGCCCACAAAGGUCAGGGUUUUCCUCAACUGGGAGGAAGGGUUGGUCUCGUUCCACAACGCAGACACGAAAAGCCAGCUCCACGUCUUCAGGACGCACUUUGAGGAGGAGAUCUUUCCCUUCUUCUGCCCUUGGCGGUCUCAAGAGCCGUUGAGAAUCACUCCUGUUACACUGGAGAACUGACCAUUAACUCUCCUUGAAGCGCAGGGGCGGAGGUGGGCAGCCUAGAGGCCUACCGUCCAUCACUUCCACGUCCGUCAGAAACACGUACCCAACGAUUCUCAUCCCACUUUUCAGCUCUUGGCUGUGUAUGGCUUAGCAACACAAGUGCGGGAGGUCAGAUGUCAAUAUCUGCUCCCCUUUUUGUUUGUGAUGUUCCCCCACUGUGGAUAAUGUUAAAUGUCUAACUGCUAACUCUAACAGCCUGAUGCUUCCUGAUGUCAUUUCUGUACGGUAGGCUGUGCUGAUCAGAACUGGGAACAA